GUGCUCCGGAAACCCGGAAGUUUAUAGCAAGAUGUGACAUGUUGGGUUGAAGUUAGCGGCGUUUGUGAGGUCGUAGACUGGAAUUAAGCUACAUAUUCGCAAUAAUCAGUGUUGCUGUGUUGUGUGCAUCACCUUGAGGAUGAGUGGCAGUGAAAAAGGAAAGGACCCUGCAGCCCUGAAGGAGGAGGGGAACACCCUUUUCAAGGCAGGAGACAUGCAGGGAGCUAUUUGCUGUUACACCAAAGCAAUAAAGCUGAGUGACAGCCAGGCAGAAAGUGCUGUCCUGUACCGCAACCGCUCUGCCUGCUACCUGAAACUGGAGGACUACAGCAAGGCAGAGACUGAUGCCUCUAAAGCACUCGACACUGAUCCGGGUGACGUGAAAGCCAGGUUUCGGAGGGCACAGGCUUUUCAGAAACUUGGUCGGCUUGACCAGGCGUUUCUGGAUGCUCAGAGGUGUGCCCAGCUGGAGCCCAAAAACAAAGCAUUUCAGGACCUGCUCAGACAGCUAGGAGCACAGAUCCAGCAAAAGUCAGCACAACUAAACUCCACAGAUGCUCGUGUUCAGCAAAUGUUUUCUCUCCUCUUGGAUGCAUCUGCUAAAGACUCAGAUCGGCAAAAGGCUGCUCAGAAUCUAGUGGUGUUAUCUCGAGAUGAGGCAGGAGCUGAACAGAUCUUCCGUAAUGAUGGAGUGAAAUUAAUUCAGAAGCUUCUUCAGUCAAAGCUCGAGGAUGUUAUCCUUUCUGCACUCAGGACAUUAGUUGGGCUGUGCACAGGACAUCAAUCCAGAACUAUGGCUAUAGUGAAUGAGUUGGGAAUGGAGCAGCUGUGUGCAGUAAUGGGAUCAGGAGCCCCCACUGUGUCUUUGGCUGCCUGCCACCUGCUGCAGGUGAUGUUUGAGGCUCUGACAGAGGGCAUGAAAAAAGAGAUCAGAGGAAAAGAUGAAGCUAUACUUCCUGAACCAUCCAAGGAGCUACGCUCGAUGCUACACCACCUCUUGGAAAUGUUGCCAGCGUCUAAUGUGUCGGGGCCCGGCAGAGACAGCGCCAUCAAUCUCCUGGUCAAACAAGUACCACGCAAGUCCUUGAAAAACCCUGACAACUCCCUCACAUUAUGGGUGACAGACCAGGGGCUGAAAAAGAUCCUGCAGGUGGCUGGGACUGUUCCUGAGCUUUCAGAAGGACCACCUCUUACAGACAACACUCACAUGAGCUGCUCUGUCUUGUUGAGCAAACUGUACGAUGACCUGAAGAGUGACAAAGAGAGGGAGAACUUCAACAAACUAUGUGAAGAAUAUGUUCAGCAACACUUUAGCCGUUCUGGACUAGACGCCAAGCUGCGAGCCAUCCAGACGGUAUCGGUGCUCCUCCAAGGGCCGAGUGACGUGGGUAACAGAACUCUGGAAAUGUCAGGAAUGAUGGAUGCAGUGAUCUCUCUGUGUGCCUCCGAAGAUGUAACUCACCAGCAAGUAGCGGUGGAGGCUCUUAUCCACGCUGCAGGCAAAGCCAAGAGAGCCUCUUUCAUCACAGCCAACGGCGUGGCCCUCCUUAAGGACCUCUACAAGAAGAGUGAGAAUGACAGGAUACGCGUGAGAGCCCUAGUGGGUUUGUGCAAGCUUGGAUCAGCAGGAGGGACAGAUUUCAGCAUGAAGCAGUUUGCAGAGGGAUCGACGCUGAAGCUCGCCAAACAAUGCAGAAAGUGGCUGUGUAAUGAAUCCCUGCCCCCAACAUCCCGCCGCUGGUCUGUGGAAGGUCUUGCCUACCUCACCUUUGACGCUGACGUGAAGGAAGACUUAGUGGAAGACAAGAAUGCUCUCCUGGCCAUGUUUGACCUGGCAAAGUCUGAAGAUAAGACCGUACUCUUUGCUGUGGGCUCGACAUUAGUGAAUUGCACCAACAGCUACGAUGUGGAGAAGCCAGACCCUCAAAUGGUGGAGCUGGCCAAAUAUGCAAAGCAGCAUGUACCUGAGGAGCAUCCCAAGGAUGCACGUUCUUAUGUGGAGAAAAGGCUGCUGAAGCUCCUGGAGGCUGGUGUGGUGUCUGCAUUGGUGUGUAUGGUCAAACAGGAGAGCCCUGCCCUCACUGAGGCUUGUAAGGAAUGCAUCGGCAGGGUGUUCUUGGCUUUGGUGGAACGACAGGAAGACAGAGGCACAGUGGUGGCACAGGGUGGAGGAAAGGCUCUGAUCCCCCUUGCGUCCGAUAACACAGAUGUAGGAAAAAUCAAAGCUGCACAGGCGCUGGCAAAAAUAACCAUCACAUCCAACCCUGAGAUUGCAUUUCCAGGAGAAAGGAUCUAUGAGGUGGUGCGCCCUCUUGUCAGCCUCCUGAGUCUUGAGUGCACCCUGCUGCAGAACUUCGAGGCACUAAUGGCUCUCACUAACCUGGCAGGCAUCAGUGAAAGACUCAGACAAAAGAUCAUAAAGGAGAAAGCUGUGCCAAAAGUUGAAGGCUACAUGUUUGAGGAGCACGAACUGGUCCGAGCUUCUGCCACAGAGUGCAUGUGUAAUUUGGUUUUAAGCACAGAGGUGCAGAAGCUGUUCCUGGCCACAGGGAAUGAUCGCCUGAAGCUGAUCGUGCUUUACAGCGGAGAGGAGGAUGAAAGGCUACGGAAAGCUGCCGCAGGAACUCUGGCCAUGCUGACCGCUGAACAGCCGGAGCUCUGCAGCCGCAUCCCUGGAACUACAACACACUGGCUAGAGAUUGUGCAGGCUCUGCUGCUCAGUGAAAUGUCCGACCUGCGUCAUCGCGGAGUGGUCAUAGUUCACAACAUGAUGCAGGCGGAUAGGAGUCUGGCUGAGACGCUCAUGGAGAGUGAAGCUCUGGAGAUUCUGUCGGUGAUGGCGAAGGGAGGAGAAGGAACAUCAGAUCCUGUCUCCAAGAUAGCUCAGAACUGUUUGGAUAAAGCUGUGGCGUACGGCAUCAUCAAAAGCAGACAAGAAAAGGACACAAACAAAGGAACUGAACCCUGAAAACACUGCAGCAGUGUGUCGAUGUGCCUUCUGGCCUUGUUUGAAUACUAGCAGAAUUAUGUUGGACCAGCGAAGUCAUUUCAUGGAUCUCUGAAAUGUUCUUGUGUCUUAAAAACCUGUGAAAAGCAGAGAGCGAUUUUAAUGAAGAAAGAUGUUAAAUGAUAAGCAGCAAAGUAUUUUGUCACCAAUGAGCUGCUGUUUCACAUCAAGUUAUCUUAAUUAUACUGUAUUUUCAUGUACUUCUCUCGAAAGUGAAUAUUCCGCUUGGAGACCAAUAAGGCUUAUCUAUACAUUCUUUAUUAUAGAUGGCCAUUCCUUGACAUGUGCAAGUAUUUUAUUUGUCUCAUCGUCAUUCCCACGUUUUACUUUUUAAUUUUACACACUACUUUCCCCUUUAUUUAAUAUCCAACAAAAGCAUUUCAUUCACAUCAUUUUGUGAUUUUGGUUUUAAUGUUUGUCAACACUGCUGUUAUUGAUGCUUCACUACAUUCCCAGUGUGUUACAUGUAUGGUUUGUUGUUUUUAUAAUUCUGACUGAGCACAUGGACAUUAAAACAAAAAUAGAACUUGAGCGCA
Messenger RNA from Amphiprion ocellaris (clown anemonefish), 3543 nucleotides. It is a transcript of the gene unc45a, whose product is annotated as unc-45 myosin chaperone A. Gene Ontology annotation, molecular function: Hsp90 protein binding. The coding region runs from base 140 to 2968 and encodes 942 amino acids. The record is from RefSeq and is a predicted model, not a curated record. The transcript is spliced from 19 exons. Lineage: Eukaryota; Metazoa; Chordata; Actinopteri; Pomacentridae.